AUGGUAACUUUGAAUGUCGAAGGGAAACCUAUAGAUUUCCUGAUUGACACAGGAGCUACCUAUUCGGUCUUGAAGCAGCCACAAGGGCAGGUGCAGAAGGCAACCACAAAAAUAAUUGGGGCAACAGGCAAAGCAGAAGCAUAUCCUUGGGCCACCGCACGGGUAACUAACCUAGGAAAGGGAACAAUAACACACUCUUUCCUAGUAAUUCCAGACUGCCCCUAUCCGUUACUGGGAAGAGACCUCUUACAGAAGCUUCGAGCCACUAUUACUUUCAGACAAGCCGAUGUCUCUUCUUCAGAAGAUCGAGAGGCCGGAGUCAACUUUGAGAUAACAGUACCGUUGUCUCAAGAAUAUCUAGUGGCUACCCUCCAGGAAGUGGCGGCGCACCAACCCCCUGUCGUGGUGCAGUUAAUGAGUACGGCCAGCCCAGUGAGGAUACGGCAAUACCCGGUCCCAGCACGGGCAAAGCAAGGGAUCGUGCAGCACUUGCAGCGUUUGCUCAAGGCUGGGAUACUCCGCCAGUGCCAGUCGGCUUGGAAUACUCCCCUGCUACCAGUCCAAAAGCCAGGGACACUGGACUAUUGCCCUGUGCAGGACCUGCGGGAGGUGAACGCGAGGGUAGAAACGAUUCACCCUACUGUGCCAAACCCGUACACCCUGUUGAGCUCCUUGCCGCCAACACACACCUAUUAUUCUGUCCUCGACUUAAAGGACGCUUUCUUCUGCAUCCCCUUGGCCCCACAAAGCCAAGAUAUUUUUGCCUUCGAGUGGAAUGACCCUGAAAACGGACUAGUAGGUCAGUUCACAUGGACUCGUCUACCACAGGGGUUAAAAAAUUCCCCCACCAUUUUUAAUGAGGCCCUCAGUAGGGACUUGCAAGCUUUUCGGUCCACACACCCGUCGGUUGUAACCUUGCAGUAUGUAGAUGAUAUUCUCAUAGCUGCCAAGGACAAAGAAGAAUGCGAAAAAGCCACUGCUGACUUGCUGCGAGACCUGGAGCGGAUGGGAUACCGAGUCUCCGCCAAGAAGGCCCAGAUAGUAGCACAAACUGUAAGUUACUUGGGGUAUGACUUACAGGGGGGGCAGAGGACCCUAUCCAGCCGACGGAUCCAGACGGUCCUACAAAUCCCAGAACCGACUACCAAGCGACAGGUACGUGAGUUCCUGGGAGCAGUAGGAUAUUGUCGGCUCUGGAUUUUAGGGUUUGCAGAACUAGCCCGACCCCUGCAUGAGAUAACCCGGGGAAGAGAAGAAUCAUUUGUGUGGACUGAUAAAGAAAGACAAGCAUUCCAGAGCCUAAAGGAGGCAUUAGUGUCUGCCCCGGCUCUGGCCUUGCCUGACCCUGCCAAACCCUUUCAGCUGUUUGUAGCUGAGAAAGGAGGAAUUGCUCUAGGAGUGCUUAGCCAAGAACUUGGGCCGUGGAAGAGACCGGUAGCCUACUUAUCAAAGAAGCUCGACCGGGUAGCAUCAGGGUGGCCCACCUGCCUGAGGGCACUAGCCGCCACAUCUGUCUUGGUCAAAGAAGCAGGCAAACUAACGUUGGGGCAAGACAUCCGAGUGAUUGGGGAACAUUACAUAGAACAGGUCCUAAAAACACCCCCCGAUCGUUGGUUGUCCAAUGCUCGGUUGACACACUACCAAGCUCAAUUACUCAAUCCGCCGUCGGUUCAGUUCUUGAAAACUACGGCGCUCAACCCAGCUACCCUCUUGCCUGAGCCAGACUCCACAAUAACUCAUAACUGCAAGCAGGUACUCGAUACAGUGACAGGUUCCCGCCCAGACCUGAAGGAUCAGCCAUACAGCAAGGUCGACCUGACCUUGUUCACAGAUGGCAGCAGUUUUAUAGAGAGAGGACUGAAACGUGCGGGAGCGGCAGUGACCACUGUAGACGAAGUAUUAUGGCAGAGGGCUCUGCCUGCAGGAACAUCGGCCCAGCGGGCCGAACUGAUUGGACUCGCCCAGGCACUGCGGAUAGCGGAAGGGAAAACUGCAAACAUUUACACUGACAGCCGGUAUGCUUUUGCCACCGCCCACGUACACGGAGCAAUAUACAAAGAGCGGGGCCUCCUAACUGCAGGAGGCAAGGACAUUAAGAACAAGGAUGAAAUCCUCGCUCUACUGGAAGCCAUAUGGUUGCCAGCUAAGGUUGCUAUUAUCCACUGCAAGGGACACCAAAAGGGAGACUCCCCAGCAGAAAGAGGAAAUCGUUUGGCCGACUCGGCCGCCAAGCAGGCAGCAUUGGGCCCCCUAGAAACUGGAGAGAAAUUGAGAGGAAUCCAAAAUCAGCGGGGAUGGAUAGAGCUGCCGGACUCGAGACUUUACCUACCCCGGGGAGUCCUAAGACAAAUCGUUGAAGAAGUUCAUAGAAGUACCCACCUAGGGCAAAAUAAGUUAGAACAACUAGUCAAGAAAUAUUAUCUUGGGCCUAAUCUCAGAGACACUAUCCAGUCAGUCACAACUAGGUGCCAGACCUGUGCAAAGGUAAACGCAUCAAAUAAGAAAUUACCAUCAUUUGUGAGAUACCGAGGGAAGGCACCAGGAGAGUUGUGGGAAAUAGAUUUCACAGAAAUGACUCCAGGUAAGUCAGGAUACAAGUACUUAUUAGUGUUAGUGGACACGUUUUUGGGGUGGGUGGAAGCGUUCCCCACCCGAGGAGAAACGGCUUCUAUAGUUUGUAAGAUACUCUUAAGAGAAAUUAUACCCAGGUACGGUAUCCCUUUAGCAAUAGGUUCAGACAACGGGCCGGCCUUUGUAUCCAAGGUGUCACAAGAGUUAGCAGCUAAGCUGAAAAUAAACUGGAAACUCCAUUGCAUCUAUAGGCCCCAGAGUUCAGGGCAAGUAGAAAGAAUGAAUAGAACAUUAAAAGAAACCAUAACUAAAUUAAGAGAGGAGACCGGCGAAAACUGGACUGAGCUCCUUCCUUUCGCCCUCUUUAGAAUCAGAUGUACCCCAUAUUUUGAAAAAUGGACCCCUUAUGAACUCAUGUUUGGACAACCUGUUCCUUUGGUACCACAUGUAACAAGAGAAGAGAUAAGCAUGACUAACCAUAACUUCCUCAAGUCUUUGCAGGCACUACAAGAGAUCCGGAGUGAGGUCAGACGCCCCCAGAACUGUACACCACCUGAACCUGGACAAUGGGUAUGGGUUCGAAACCACCGACAGGGGAAUCUUGAGCCACGGUGGACAGGACCGUACCAGGUAUUGCUGAGCACGCCAUCUGCAGUCAAGGUAGCGGAAAAGCCCUAUUGGAUACAUCUCUCUCACACCAAGCCAGCAGACGAUCCCGAGGGAGGAGCUCAAACAUGGACAGUAAAAAAGGACCCAGACUGUCCCUUAAAGCUUACCUUCUCUCGUGCCUGACCCUUGCUGCUGG
This is a messenger RNA of Phyllostomus hastatus (greater spear-nosed bat), 3376 nucleotides long. RefSeq lists its product as uncharacterized. NCBI's taxonomy places the organism in Eukaryota, Metazoa, Chordata, Mammalia, Chiroptera, Phyllostomidae. Gene Ontology annotation, molecular function: aspartic-type endopeptidase activity; RNA-DNA hybrid ribonuclease activity; nucleic acid binding. Gene Ontology annotation, biological process: proteolysis; DNA integration. The record is from RefSeq and is a predicted model, not a curated record.